This is a messenger RNA of Xyrichtys novacula (pearly razorfish), 3958 nucleotides long. The record is from the annotation of a GenBank genome assembly. NCBI's taxonomy places the organism in Eukaryota, Metazoa, Chordata, Actinopteri, Labriformes, Labridae.
AUGGGCGUGUCCUUUCCGCUCCUCUGCAGCUGCAUUAUAAGAGUGGACUUCACCCAUAUUUCCUCCUCCCGUCCAGUUAACAGUCUCUGCAGGACCCACUGCCUCAUAACGGACCAGGAACUAAACAUGGCUGACCUCAAGGUUAGUCCGAAGUUUAUUAAAAACAAAAUUAAUGUUUUCAGGAGUUAGUUUUUAUCCCGUUUGGUCCCGUUAAACCAGUUAAAGAGACGGAGGAUGAACCGUUAGCUUGUGUGAGUUAGCCGCCCUGCAGUGACAGUUAGCCUCAGGUGCUGUUUCUUUGAGCACGUGCAGCCUGAAGAAAGGAGGGUUAUUUAUUAUAGAUAUUCUAGUUUAUGCAAAAGGUCGGUUUGUACUAUUACAAUAAUUGUUUAUAUUUAUUACAGGCUGUGUUUUCUGCAGGUGUAAAUGGUGUUAGCUCUCUGACAGACCCCUCCUGACCUUUGACCUACUGCCUGCAUCAUGUGACACAGCUGGAGGGGGGGUUCACUCAUAUCAGGAUCACGCAUUUUGGACCCCAAUCAGGCCAUUUACUCGGACUGAGCCGGCCCAGUUAGCGCCCAGUGGUACCAUCAGAGAGGGGAGGAGGGGGGAGGUUUCUGCAUGGGGGAGAGGGUCAUGUUAGUGCAGGGGGGUGAGAGUGAAUCAAAGAGUGUGUUGUAAUCGGCCUCUUUGUAAUAAAAAGCCUCCAGCUCCACAGACAUUUCAACAAGCUUUUAGAGAAAUCAGCUGAUGUUUUAGUGUUACAGCAGGGCUGUACCUAGGCUGUUUGGAGACAGGGGUGAACAUAGUAAAAAGGGGCUCCUCCUGCAUGACAGGGGGCACCAACACACAGAAAGAUGUGACUGAUAAAGACCUGUCUCUGCAGCAUUUUAAAAAUAGUUUGUAGCUCCGCGGACCAAAAGUCAUAUCCCAAUAUAUUUAGGCUAGGGAUGCACGAUUACGGGUAAAAUGAUAAACCGCUGUAAACUGUCUGAUGGUUAGUACUACCGUUUCAUAUUUUAGUUACCGUUAAAACUGUGUUUGUUUGUUUGAAAAGCUCACAGUGAUACUGCUCAAUGCUGAGAAGAGCAGCUGCAAACAGCACUCUUCCAGACACAGGCUUGCAUGCGCAUUGUGCAGUAUACAACUUCUAUACAUGGCAGAGGGCAGUUCUGCUGACCGUGUUGCAGAGAUUUUUCCCCCAAAGAAAACGAAGUCCGAAGUCUGGGCUUAUUUCGGCCUCUACAAAGGGUUGUGAUGGUUGCCAAAAAGCUUUUGUGCAUCCAAGCAACCAGCGUGUCAUCUGAGAAGCUAUUCAGUGCCAGCAGGCACAUUAUUUCACCUCGCAGAUCACAAACCAGACCAAGUAAAUAUGAAGCAGCAGCACCUUAUGGUGGAGAAAACAGACAAUCGGUGUGGUUUAUUUGAUUUGUUUACAUAUUCUAUGUUAUUUUAAAGAACUGCACUACACAUUUGUUUACAUGUGGUUGUGAUUUGUGUGAGAAACACCAGCUUGUCAACAACAGCAUUUGAUAUCUGUUUAUAUAUAUAUGUUUAUUUAUAUAUUACAUAUCUCAUUUAUAAAUAUAUAGAUAUAUUUCUAAUAUCGAUAUAUCGCCCAGUCCUAAUAACAAGCAUCCAAAAUGCUUGGCUGUGGCGUAUUGUGAAACAUGAGGACACCAAAUGGGGCAACCACUGAGAACAGCUCUGUGUUAAAGUGUGUGAGCGGCUGUGAAGGAUCAUAAAUGAACUCUGAACCUUUUGAUAAAUAGAUUUUUUUGGUUAUCUGCAGCUGAACUGAGGCUCUGCUUUAAGUCAGUGAGUGUCUGCAGUCCGGUGUAAAGUUCAUCCCAGUCAUGAUAGCUCACCGUGAUGGUGUUAGAGGAGAGAGACUGAGAGGAGAAAAACAAGGACGGCUGUCAUUCACAGCUGCAGUGUAAAGGUUCACCACCUGUGAUAGACAGGACUACAAGUAGAGUGACUACAGUGACUUAAUUUUCAUUUGGAUAAGAUACCAGCAGAAAUAAUAAAUAUUUGAUACCCUUUUAAAUACCAUGGCAACAAAAAAUAAGCUUUUUAGCACCCAAAAUGGUUAAUUUUCUUAUUUUGUGCUCACAGUGCUGUUUGAAAGCCACCGAACACAGACCUCCAUGUGACAGGCUGUUAGCAACCUGUUUUUCAGGCCUCUGCAUCCAUCACUGACAAAUUUCUGCAGACUUUUCUUUCUCUGACCUCUGCUGUAGCUGUAGCUGUAAUCAAAUGAUAGUCUCAUCAGAUCCAACCCUAACCUGCAGUGUUUCCUCUGGUCUUCAGGCAGACUUUGACAAAGCAGCAGAGGAGGUGAAGAACCUGGCGACGAAGCCCGCUGAUGAAGAGAUGCUGCAGGUGUACUCUCUGUUCAAACAGGCCACCGUAGGAGACGUCAACACAGGUAAGACGAUCACUAUUUUAUCUUCUAAGAAAUCCCAAUUGUUGGAAUUACAAUUGGAGAACUGGGUGGAUAACCUGUGAGGUAAGAGUAAUUGUAGUAGCAGUAAUACAUGUUAACCAGUAGAGGGCAGCAAAAUUGUGCUCUCACACCAAAGUAAACAGAUCUUUGAAUUCUGAUGCUGGAGGUAUACUUGCAGUACUAUGACUUUUUUAUCAUACUAUACUAUGACAUUUUAUAUAAUACUACUAUGACAAAUUUUAACAUACUAUACUAUGACAUUAUUAUCAUACUAUACAUUCUUUAUACCAUCAAUGACAUUUUUUUAACAUACUAUACUAUGACUUAUUUUAACAUGCUAUCCUUUGACUUUUUAUCAUACUAUACUAUGACUUUAACCUCUGAUCCUGGAGGUAUACUUGCUGUUUGAGCCUCAAAUUCACAAAAGUGUGUCCCUGCAUCAUGCUUACUUGACCAUAUACUACACGUCUUACUGGAGGGUGCCUCUAGAGGGCAACACAGAGCUCGGGUUAUAUACCCUUACCAGAUUAAGGGGAUGUAAACAAAAGAGAAGGUCGAAAAAGAUGAUUUUAUUGAGUUCAAAUAAAGAAGGACUCUGCUCACUUUUAAUUCACUUUGAGCUCCUGACUGACCUCUGACUCUGUCUGUCUCUGCAGCUCGUCCAGGGAUGUUUGACUUCACAGGGAAGGCAAAAUGGGACGCCUGGGAGAAGCAGAAAGGUACGUGUCCAGCUCUUUUAUCCAUAUCACAGCUCAGGUCUUUUGAAGCAGUCAGUUUUUAAUGAGUCAGCCUCUCCUCAUCAGGGACUUAACACUCACCUUCACUUUCACCACAUCUGUCAGGGUUAUCUGGGGCUGUUUAAAGCUCCAGACCAUCAAAGUGAGUGUUAACAUAUGAGAUCAAAGUUAAACUCAGUAAAUAGUGUAUCUGUCUAAUCAGAGGGGGACCUGAGUGCAAGGCAGCAAGGUGCCGAUACAGAACAACGUAUUCCUGAUUUUGUGUUUGUCCUCUUUCAGUAACAGCUGUUGUUUUUGAUGUAAUUUCCAGGUAAGAGUCAGGAAGACGCCAUGAAAGAGUACAUCGCACUGGUGGGUGAGCUGAAGGGGAAGUACGGGAUGAACUAGGAACCUGAGGAUCCACCUGCUGGAUGGACUGGGAGCCCCUGAUCCUCCAUCCUGACACUGUGAAGCCUUAAAACACCAGCAGAGUGUCCUUAAACACAGGAAACACAUGGACUGAAUGCUGGACAGUGAUUGGUCCCUGUGAGAUGAAGAGAAGAAGAGCCUCUGACGAGAGAUUAAGUUUGAUAUCAUGUUUGUGUUUCUGCAGAUUCUUGGCAUUUCAACAUUAAAUCAUUCCUCUGUAACAGCCGAGUCUGAUCCUCUCUGAGUCUGUGUCUGAGCUCACGUUUGUCUUUUUAAAAACCUUCUUGAAUUCAAGAGCUGUUUCAAUUUUUUAUUAAACCUCUAAAAAACACUUCAUUAAUAAAAUGAACUGAUUUCACACUGA